AGGAAAUCCUGUCAAAAGUCUCAUAAAACUAUUAUUUGAGUAUUAAUUCAAUUGAAUUAAUCCAAUGAACAUAAUGUUCAUAAUCUCGUGGACAUAAUAUUACAAGAAGUGGAUCCAUACGGUUGUGGCAAAUGUCUGCGAAAAAGGCAUUACUUGCGUUGUUUGGGUUCAAGACUAAGACAUCGAGGAAUGACACGAAUGACACUCCAGAGGAAUACACGAAGGACUCGUUCGACAGAUUCGGUGAUGACUUGUGUGGACUCGUGUUGUCUUAUUUGUCACUGAAAGACAGCCACAACUUUGAAUACCUGUCCAAACAGUGGAUGAGAUGUUUGUCUUAUCUGUCACUGAAAGACAGCCACAACUUUGAAUACCUGUCCAAACAGUGGAUGAGAUGUGUAUUCACGCGAAGACAUACCCUCUCUGUCGGUGACAUAAGGCUAAAGAUGUGGCAAAUCAGAGAUAAUAAUAAUAUUUCCGACAAUAAUCUGAAAGCAUUGGAAUCAGUGGUCAAGAAGUGUGCAAACAUUACAUCCAUUGAUAUUCACAUCCACUCCGAAGCGAAUGAAAGAGUGUUUGAAAUACUCGUCAAUUCCUACAAGAAUUUGAAGCGAAUUGAUAACUGUUUAAUGGAUGAGACAUUCUUUGACUCCAUUCACACAUACUUACCGCACCUACAGGUGUUGAAUGUCAAGAAUUUACUGGAAAUGAGUGCCAGUAUUGAGAAAUCGGCAUUAAUGGCUUUAUUUGGGUUUAAGACAAACAUAUCUACGAAUGCCAUGAAUUCUAUUGAAGAGGAAUAUACGAAGAAUUCUUUGAACAGAUUUAGUGACGAUUUAUGCAAAGAGUUAUUGUCUAAUAAGUCACUCAAAGAAUAUCCGAAGAACUCAUUCGACAGAUUCGGUGAUGGCUUAUGCGAAGAGAUAUUGUCUUAUCUAUCACUCAAAGACUGUUUCAGAUUUGAAUGUCUGUCCAAACAGUGGAAGCGAUUGGCAUUACUUGCGUUGUUUGGGUUUAAGACUAAGACAUCGAGGAAUGACACGAAUGGCACUCAAGAGGAAUAUCCGAAGGACUCGUUCGACAGAUUUGGUGAUGACUUGUGUGGACUCGUAUUGUCUUAUCUGUCACUCGAAGACUGUUUCCGAUUUGAAUGUCUGUCCAAACAGUGGAUGAGAUGUGUAUUCACGCGAAGACAUACCUUCUCUAUGAGUGAUAUACCGCUGAAAACACUGCGAUUAAGAGAUGUUAUUAAGAUUUCCGACAAUAAUUGGAAACUAUUUGAAUCAAUGUUGACUAUCACUGCCAAGAGUUUGUCACUCAAUGGCCACAACUCAAGAGAUAUCAGUUUCGUGUUUGGUGUGCAACUGGUCUACAAGUGA
Molecule: messenger RNA, 1379 nt
Organism: Oppiella nova
Lineage: Eukaryota; Metazoa; Arthropoda; Arachnida; Sarcoptiformes; Oppiidae
Source: the annotation of a GenBank genome assembly